AUGACAGGCAUCACUCAGCACUUGAAAAUUGACAACGCAGUUCAGAUCGCUUACUUUUUAUUUCGAAAAAACAAGAUGUGUGACCAGAGUCCAUAUUCAAUAGAGGAACGACUUCUUGCUUCAGUAUGGAUGCAUGAUCGGGUCAGAGACAAAAAGAAGAUUCCAGAAGUCCGAAAGAUGUUUCAACAACGCUUUGACAAACAGGCUCCAACUGCCCGAAUUUUGCGUGAAUGGGAGAAAAAGGUGUUUGAAACAGGCAGUGUUCUUGACGCCCCUCGUUGUGGACGACCUGCAACACGAAUGACGCAUAUUGCUGCUGUACGAGAGUCUAUUUUACGAUCACCACAAAAGUCAUUCCGUAAGCGAUCAGCAGAGUUACAAAUUCCACACACAACAUUGCAAAAAGUAAUGAAAGUAGAUCUGCAGAUACAUCAGCAUCAAUUGCAACAGCUGCCACAGCUUGAACAACAUAUGCCACAAUUACAAGUUGUGCAAGAAGUGACAGUCUCUGACCAAGAAGCAGAAGAAAAAAAAGUUGAGACAAAAGAAUCUCUGCAAUAUCUCAAUAUUCUAAGUCAUGAUGUCUCCCUUUACUCUCUACCAGUAUCUGUUAGUACCUAA
Messenger RNA from Acanthosepion pharaonis, 621 nucleotides. The record is from the annotation of a GenBank genome assembly. Lineage: Eukaryota; Metazoa; Mollusca; Cephalopoda; Sepiida; Sepiidae.